Molecule: messenger RNA, 558 nt
Organism: Caenorhabditis remanei
Lineage: Eukaryota; Metazoa; Nematoda; Chromadorea; Rhabditida; Rhabditidae
Exons: 5
Coding region: 1-558 (185 amino acids)
Source: RefSeq, a predicted model, not a curated record
AUGAACCGAUUUGUCAUUCUUCUUCUGGCAUUUGGCUUCGCCAAUGCUAACUUUUGCACCGAUGGCACUGGCCAUUGGUUCAUGUCCCUCGCCGAAGGAGUCACCGAUUAUUCAUACGGAGGAUCCAGACUCAAUACCAAUUACUACUGCUUCGAGGGAUGUUUGAAUACCGGAACUGCUCUUCAAAACUAUAAAGUUGCUUUAUCAGGAAAUAAUGGUACUACGCUUGAGAGAUCUCGUGUAGUUAAGGAAAUCGUAUCUCUUCAUGCUCAAGUUAAGAUUCAUGAUGACGACGAUCCAAACGCUGAAUUCUGUGUUGAUCCAGUUUUGAGACAGGAUAUUGCCAAUGCUCUCAAGAAGACCACCCAAAACAGUUGCAAGAAUAUCGUCAAUACCCUCGUUCUCAACUUGAACCGUCCAGGAUGGGCUAUCACUUGCAUCCAAUUCGACGAAUUCGCUCUUGAUGGAGUUAUUUCGGACAUGAACUUCUGCAGCUAUGACGCUGUUGCCAAUGGAGAGAUUUACACCAUCCGUCUCGCUAAACUCGAUAUGUCUUAA